UCGGAGAAGAAAGACGAAGGCUACGCUUAUUGCUUCUCUCCCCUAUUCUCAUUUCUGUCCCAACCUCAUUGCUUUCCCCUCCUCCUCCCUCAACCGCCCACGGCCUCUUGCCCCCAGGCGCUGCUCCUCCGACAACCCGAACCUCAUCUCCAUAUCCCGGCGGUCCUCGCCCCUUCUGCCUCUCCUCAGGCCUUCCUCGAGCCUCAUCUCCACGUCUGUAAGCAGACAUCCUGCUCCUCCGUCCUUCUCACCCAGAAGCUGAAGGAGAAGAUGGCAGUUCAGCUCUCCGGCCUGUGGCUGCAGCACUGUCCUUUAAUCCCCCUCGGCCGCCGGACGAAGCAACUCUGGCUCCCGACACCCUCCGCCUCCAUGUCCUCCUUGUCGGCUCCCUCCUCCUCUAUUCAGAUAGUUGGCGGAAGGAAUUCAGGUUGGCAUGGACAGGGGAACGUUAAUCUUGGUGGCGUGUCAGACUCCGAGCAAGAAUUCAAUUGGGUUGAUCUGGAUGCUGAUCUUUAUCACUGGACAAAGGGACUGCGUCCUGUUCAGUGGUACCCGGGUCACAUUGCCAAGACAGAGAAGGAACUCAAAGAACAACUUAAGUUGAUGGAUGUUGUGAUAGAGGUCCGAGAUGCCAGAAUUCCCAUGUCCACAAGCCAUCCACAGAUGGACUUGUGGCUCGGUAAUAGAAAAAGAAUCUUAGUGUUAAAUAGAGAAGACAUGAUAUCCACGGCCGACCGCAAUGCUUGGGCAAAUUACUUUUCAAAGCAAGGAGUGAAGGUUGUCUUUUCGAACGGGCAAUUGGGAAUGGGAACCAUGAAGCUAGUCUGUCUUGCAAAAACACUUGCAGCAGGCGUAAAUGUCAAAAGACGAGCAAGGGGUUUACUUCCUCGUCCUGUCCGUGCUGGAAUAGUUGGGUACCCAAAUGUCGGGAAAUCUUCUUUGAUUAAUCGUUUGCUGAAGCGAAGAAUGUGUCCAGCUGCUCCUAGACCUGGUGUUACGAGAGAACUAAAAUGGGUGAGAUUUGGGAAGGAUCUUGAGUUGCUCGACUCUCCGGGAAUAAUCCCUAUGAGGAUCAGCGACCAGUCUGCUGCUAUAAAACUUGCCAUAUGUGAUGACAUCGGAGAGAGAUCCUAUGAUGUUACUGAUGUGGCAGCAGUUCUCAUACGGAUUCUCUCGAGGCUUCCUGCAGCGGGUUUGAGUGUCCUUCAGAAGCGCUACAAGAUCGAUGCUGAUGGUCAUUCUGGACAUGUAUUUGUUCAGAAGGUUGCUCUGAACCUCUUCAAUGGGGAUACACACCAAGCAGCUUUCCGCAUUCUGACAGAUUUUCGUAAAGGAAAGUUUGGUUGGAUUGCACUGGAGAGACCUCGUUGAAAUCAUCAACAUCCCAUCUCCUUAAAUGUAAAUGAUUUGUGGUUCCCGACACUUCUCAACGAUCGGGACUCCUACCUAUCGCGAAUAACUGAAAUAUUUUGCAGGGACUCAUGAAGCUUUUCUAAGAUAAGGAAAAGAGGAGAAUGUUAAGAUCAUGAAAGAGCGGUGCUGGGCACUGAAUUAGCCAUAAUUGAUGUGGAGCCCUGCGCCUGCCAUAGUUAUACGGAUUUUCGGCUCGAUUUAUCAUGAUACCGAGGGAAACUCGAAUUUUUAGAGGAAGUAGUCGGAGGAAGGAGCCGAUCAGGUGUCACCCUUUGAAGGAAUCGAGCUUGUAUUGUAUCGGUAUAGCUGUAAUGCUAAGAUAACAGUGUUAUACACGCACACAUAUGUAUAUAUAUGUCCCUUUCAAGUCUUACGGUGUA
Messenger RNA from Punica granatum (pomegranate), 1793 nucleotides. The record is from RefSeq and is a predicted model, not a curated record. NCBI's taxonomy places the organism in Eukaryota, Viridiplantae, Streptophyta, Magnoliopsida, Myrtales, Lythraceae.